Molecule: messenger RNA, 2409 nt
Organism: Mucor mucedo
Lineage: Eukaryota; Fungi; Mucoromycota; Mucoromycetes; Mucorales; Mucoraceae
Product: FAS1 domain-containing protein
Exons: 5
Coding region: 1-2409 (802 amino acids)
Source: RefSeq, a predicted model, not a curated record
AUGAAACUUGUUUUCUUAAUAACCCUGCUAUGCGGCUACGCAUAUGCUUACAAGACUUUAAUUGACGUACUAUCGGAGGAUGCCAAGUUCUCAACUCUGAUUUAUCAUUUACAACGAACGCACCUGGUUCCCAUGAUCAACAAUAUAGAAGCGGGUACAUUUUUUGCACCCGAUAAUGACGCAUUCGAAAAAUACCAAGGUCCAGCACCGACCAGAGAAUUGAUCCUAUAUCACUUGCUACCCAAGCUUUAUAAAACAAAAGAUUUGGGUAACGGACAAUUGCUGGAAUCAAGCUACAUUCGUCCUGGGUUCCUCGGUAGAGAAAACAAAGGUCAAAUGUUGAAAAUUACCGAGAAGUUGGAGAAAUUUUUUCAUAUUAACGAUGCAAGGAUUAAGGACCGUGAUGUCUUUGUCAAUUUAAACACGACAAUGAAUGUUGUGGACCGUGUUUUGGAACCACCUCCGAUGAUGUCUAGUAUUGUUAAGGAGUUUGACGAAAAGUUGUUUGAGCUCAUGAAAAGAGCUGAUUUGGACAAGCUGAUAGCUUUGGAAAGACCUUUUACAACCUUCAUCUCUGCAAAAUACUUGUUAGACAAAUUUAAUCAUGUCGAAAAAAAAUACUUGACUUCUGAGUACGGCUUACAGGAUCUGAAACACAUACUUAAAUACCUUGUGAUUUCAGAGCCAAUUUAUCUGGACAGGCAUCCUAUUGGUGAAACCUCGUAUACCACUGAAUCUGGGGAAACUUUGAUAGUAAAAGUUUCUGGUGAUAACAGAUAUACUACUGUCGAUGGAUUAAAAGUUAUGGAAAGAGACAUAUUGGCAGCCAAUGGUGUAAUCCAUGUAUUGGAUGAUUUACCUUACGCGGACUCCAUCGUUUUUGAUACGCGAAAAUAUCUUUUUGGGUUAAAUGCUACGAAGUUCGUAUCCCUUAUCGACAAGUAUGAAUUAGGGUACUUUUUGGAUAGUCAAAGCGCCAAUAUAACUAUUUUAGCGCCUACUAAUGAAGUGAUCGAUGAAGAUGAUAUUCCAAAUAACCUGAAGAAACAAUGGUUAAGUUACCAUUUACUUCAAGGAGCAUGGAAGUCGGAUGAUUUGGAAGACCGAAUGCUGCUUAAAUCCGAAUACAACUCAUCGCAGCUGCUGGAUGACUCACAAAGAAUUGUUGUACGGGUUAGUGAUGGUAACAAAUAUGAUCUACGUAGAUCCAUCCAAUUUGGAACCCACUCUCAAGUCAUAGGAAAUGAUUUACAUAUAAAUGAAAAUGUCAUUUACCGUGUUUCGGAUCCACUUGAUCUCCCAUUGGACAUAUUCACUCGUCUCGUUAUAGAUUUGGAAUUAUCUACAUUUAUUGCCACACUUUACGUAUCAGGUGUUAUUAAGGAUAUCAAAGAUAGCAAAGCAAUCACCUUAUUUGUGCCCACCAACCAGGCUUUUAAAAACCUUGGUCUUGUAGCUCGUUAUUUGGUGCAUCCUUCUGGAAAGACAGAUCUUCAAACAGUGUUAAAAUAUCAUGUUGCUACGAGUCCUCUCUAUUAUGAAGACCUUGUAGGAGAUGUUCUCGAAGUAACUACUCUUACCGACGAUACUCUCAUCAUCAAUGGUAACAAUAACGAUAGUAGUGUUUGGAUCAGCUCCAAUGACGGAAAAGAAGAACAUGGCGUGAUUAAGAAAUCCGAUAUCUUGGUUGCAAAUGGUGUAGUACACAAAGUCGAUCAUAUUCAGAUCCCUAAUAAUGUGGAAAUCACACAUCAGAACUUGUUGACUGGUAUCAGUGCUAAUCUAAUGCAAGACAUUCUAAAGAGAACGGGCGUCCUAAAAGACAUUGAAUUGAAUAAUUAUUUAAUCUUAACGCCAACGGACGAAGCAUUCAAAAACAUAGAUUUGGAAUCUCUUUGGAACGAUACCGAAAAAUUAGGUCGUAUUGCCAGAUUGCAUAUUUUACCAAAAUCAAGCGGGAAAAAAAGAUGGUUCUUGCACCCUCUGUCCGGCGAAGAGGUGUUUGAAACGAUGUUGGAGCAAGAUAAAGUAGUCGUUCGUCAAGUUGGACGCAAUAACAUGAUUAUUAGAGUCAAAGGACAACCUUAUGGCGAUCAUGCACGUGUAUUAGAUAUGGGGCGUGUGAGCACAGGUGAUCGUAGUGGUGGUGUUAUUGAAAUUGAUUCAGUUUUGUUUCCUAUUGAAAGAGGAGCAUUUGGAUUACCGUGGAUGUGGUCUUUUCUCCUUGUCAGCUUCUUAUGGAUUGCCUCCCUCAGUUUAUUGGCUCUUGCAGGAUUUAUUGCCUUUAAGAAAUAUAAGCGUAGAAGAGAUGGUUAUGUAGCUAUCUUGGAGGCCGAAGCCGACGACAUCGCUGAAGAAGAGGCUGAACAAGCAGUGAACAAUAUAGGGCACGCUAAUUUGAGAGUCUAA